UGCAGAUGUAGAUCUACUAGCUCAAGGCGGAGAGAGAGAGAGAGAGAGAGAGAGAGAGAGAGAGAUUACCAACUUCCUCCCGACACUUCCUCCCGACAAUUCAAAACCCUAGCAACUUCCUCCCGACACUUCCUCCCGACAAUUCAAAACCCUAGCAACUUCCUCCCGACACUUCCUCCCGACAAUUCAAAACCCUAGUCUCUCUUUCUCUCUCUCUCUCUCUCUCUCUCUCUCUCUCUCAAAACCAAAUGACAUCCCCAAUCACCUACCCAGUGGAUGACAAAGACCUCGACGACGCCGCCCUCUGGGCCGUCAUCGACUCCGCCGCCGCCGCCUCUCUCUCCUCCUCCACCAAAUCCCGCAAACCUCUCUCCCUCAAACAGAACCACUCUCCCAUCCCCUUCUCCCUUCCCAAAAAUCCAUCUCCACCCCCUAAUAGAUUCGUCAAAACCCCUAGGAACAACCCUUACUCCUCUCCGCCAAACCACAACUUCCGAGCCCUAACCGAAGGCGAGGUCAUCGAGGAUCCAUGCCCCCACCAGCGGCCGCAUAAGAUGGCCAGGUCUUCCGUCUCGGAGCUGAGCGAGACGAGUAACGUUAGUCCUCUCGUUAUGGUGAAGCACGCGCAGCGGAUGCCGAGUUAUUCGUCUCCUGAGAGCAGGGAGUUUUCGGUUCCCAGUGGUUCGGAGUGUUCGCCGCUGAGCUAUGGAGGGAGCCGAGGGAGUGAGGAGAAAGAGAACGUGAGGCAACAUAGCUUGUCUGGUCAGUUUCCAUCCGUUUCGCUUUUCAAAGAAUACCAGAAUGCAGCCAUGGCGAUUCUGGAGAAAAGUGAUUACACUAUGAUUUCUGGGAGCCCUUUUAUUAAAAAGACAGGUUGGAGGAAGAUAUCGUUCUAUUUCAAUCUCUCUUUUGAGAUUAAAGACAAGACCAUUGAGUUUGAUGAGAACCGGAAUGUUCUUCGUGCUGAAUUUGUGGUCCGAGCAUACAUGCAGGGUGGUAGGUUCUCAGAUGGGUGGGGCUCGUGUGAACGGCGUGAGAAGAGAUUCUUAAAACCAAAUCAUGAUAUUCCAAGCACAGCUGAAACUAGGGCAAAAAAUAAAGCAUGUCAGGAUCUGUUAGGAAUUGGAGAGUAUCGACCUGGUGGAAGCCAUGCUCAGCAAUAAUACUAGUAGUAGAUUGUAAUCCUUUAUUAAUGUGGACAAUUCUGAGGACCCAAAUGCUAUUCUGGUCCAGUAAAUUUUCUGAGACCUGAAUAAUGGGCCCACAAACGAUCUCCGUCAUUGGUAUGAUCAAUUAAUGUAACCCCACUCUGAACUUUCAGAUUAAAUCAAUCAAUAGCAAGCAAAAUUCCUAAUCC
Messenger RNA from Rhododendron vialii, 1357 nucleotides. RefSeq lists its product as uncharacterized. The transcript is spliced from 5 exons. The record is from RefSeq and is a predicted model, not a curated record. NCBI's taxonomy places the organism in Eukaryota, Viridiplantae, Streptophyta, Magnoliopsida, Ericales, Ericaceae. Bases 249 to 1163 code for a protein of 304 amino acids.